UCUAAAGGAACCGAGUCACUAAAAGCAUUCAGUUUGCCCCAAACGUACCAUAAAUUUGUUUAAAAAUGAGCAGUCAAAUUAAAAAGUCAAAAUCGACCUCCCCGAAAUUGGUGAGAUCAUCGCCGAAAAGUGUUCCGAAAGCUGCAGGCGAGAUACAAAUUUUCAGUUGCCAGUUUGAAGUGUUUGGUCAUGUGCAGGGUGUUUUCUUCCGCAAGCAUACUCAAAGGAAGGCUAAGGAGUUGGGAAUAACUGGCUGGUGCAUGAACACAACUCACGGAACAGUCAAGGGAAUGCUGGAGGGAUCCUUGGAUCAAAUGACUGACAUGAAAUACUGGCUGCAGCACAAGGGAAGUCCUCGUUCAAUGAUCGAGAAGGCGGUUUUCUCAGAGAAUGAACCUUUGCCUAUCAACAACUUCAAGAUGUUCUCAAUACGUCGCUAGAUCUUAAUUUUUUGUAUGGAAGUUUCGUAAUUAAUUUUGUUUAACCUAACAAUGGGAAUGUCCUUUGAGCGUGUAACACCCGUUUGUCAGGACAUAAAGCUAAAACGUGAGAAUCGCUGAGAGCACGUAAUAAAAAUUCAGUUCUGGCUCCCAAAA
This is a messenger RNA of Drosophila takahashii, 596 nucleotides long. Its product is annotated as acylphosphatase-2. The record is from RefSeq and is a predicted model, not a curated record. Gene Ontology annotation, molecular function: acylphosphatase activity. NCBI's taxonomy places the organism in Eukaryota, Metazoa, Arthropoda, Insecta, Diptera, Drosophilidae.